UUCCACUGUGCACAACAUAUGGCGUCUUCACUUUCUCGCCAUUUCUCAACUGCGUCACGAGAUUCCAUUUCUACCCAUGGGUCAACCACCGUCUUCAACCACCACUCUCCGCCGCUGUUCCUCCGGGUCCAAUAUCCAACCAGUUGUGGUAGCGGUGGAGCUCAGUUCUCUAAGUUCAAAUGCUCCGCAGCGGAUUCUCAAACCGGGUUCUUCACGAAAUUGGGACGUUUAAUCAAAGAGAAGGCGAAAAAGGACGUAGAGAAGAUAUUCUCUGGUGGGUUUUCGAAAACAAGAGAUAAUUUAGCGGUAAUUGAUGAACUACUCCUUUAUUGGAAUCUCUCCGACACCGACCGCGUCCUAGAUGAAUUAGAAGAGGCAUUAUUGGUGUCGGAUUUCGGCCCAAAGAUCACAGUAAAGAUUGUCGAGAGCUUGCGAGAUGAUAUAUUUGCUGGAAAACUCAAAUCAGGAACUGAAAUAAAGGAUGCUUUGAAGAACAGUGUAUUGGAUAUUUUGACAAAGAAAGGUGCUAAAACAGAGCUUAAACUUGGAUUCAGGAAACCGGCAGUGAUCAUGAUUGUUGGUGUUAAUGGAGGUGGAAAAACUACAUCUCUUGGGAAACUAGCUUAUCGGUUAAAGAGUGGAGGUGCUAAGAUAUUAAUGGCUGCUGGUGAUACAUUUCGGGCAGCUGCGAGUGACCAACUGGAAAUUUGGGCAGAAAGGACGGGCUGCGAGAUUGUUUCAGCUGAAAAAGAGAAAGCCAAAGCAUCAUCAGUUCUGUCACAAGCCGUUAAGAAAGGGAAAGAAGAAGGUUAUGAUAUUGUUUUAUGCGACACCUCCGGACGACUUCACACUAAUUAUAGCUUGAUGGAAGAAUUGAUAGCAUGCAAAAAAGCUGUUGCAAAAGUUGUUCAAGGCGCCCCUAAUGAAAUUCUACUCGUUUUGGAUGGAACAACGGGUUUGAAUAUGCUUCCACAAGCUAGGGAAUUCAAUGAGGUUGUGGGAAUAACCGGUUUCAUUUUGACAAAACUUGAUGGCUCUNGAGGCUGCGUGGUUAGUGUAGUUGAUGAGCUCGGGAUUCCUGUGAAGCGUAGCCAAGAGAAGGUGUAUCAUACUAUUAUGUAUGGAGCAAUGGUAACACCAUAUGAAUGCUCGAGAGAGAGAAGGGUGGGAUUAGCCUAAAAGGACUAUUCCAUUUAGUCCAGAAGCACAACGAUAAGAUUAUUGUGAUCAAAAUGGGUAUUUCCGAUGGUUGAGUUUGGGUGUAAAAGUGUGGUUUAUGUAUAAGAUAAUUUAGGGACUCGAUUCAUUUGGGUUACUUCUAAAGUGCAUCCUCAAUCGGUUU
Lactuca virosa is the source of this 1342-nucleotide messenger RNA. The record is from the annotation of a GenBank genome assembly. Lineage: Eukaryota; Viridiplantae; Streptophyta; Magnoliopsida; Asterales; Asteraceae.